Molecule: messenger RNA, 2416 nt
Organism: Myotis daubentonii (Daubenton's bat)
Lineage: Eukaryota; Metazoa; Chordata; Mammalia; Chiroptera; Vespertilionidae
Product: cyclin-I-like
Source: RefSeq, a predicted model, not a curated record
UGGCCCUCGGAGGAGCGAGACUGGCGCUGGCGGCCUCAGGUCCAGGGUCGUCAUGGAACUGAUUCGCUGACCGACCCACCGGCUGCAGCCGUGCGUCCUGCUCGAAUCCCAGUGCCCCCGGCCCCCGGCCCGGUUCCCCCUCUUCUCCCUCCUCCGUCGGCCCGGUCCUGGUCCCGCGCGCCCCGCCGCCGCGCGCUGAGGAAGAUGAGGUGGUAGCGGGACCCCGGAUGACCCCGCGUCACCACUGCGAGGCGAAGAGCUCUGCCCGGGAGGAGGAAGAGGAGGAGAAGAAUGUUUCUCCAUCCCAGAGAGAUGAAGUGAUUCAGUGGCUGGCCAAACUCAAGUAUCAAUUCAACCUUUACCCAGAAACAUUUGCUCUGGCUAGCAGUCUUUUGGACAGGUUUUUAGCUACUGUAAAGGCCCAUCCAAAAUAUUUGAAUUGUAUUGCAAUCAGCUGUUUUUUCCUAGCUGCCAAGACUGUUGAGGAAGAUGAGAGAAUUCCAGUACUGAAGGUGUUGGCAAGAGACAGUUUCUGCGGAUGUUCUUCAUCUGAAAUUCUGAGGAUGGAGAGAAUUAUUUUGGAUAAGUUGAAUUGGGACCUUCACACAGCCACACCAUUGGAUUUUCUUCACAUUUUCCAUGCCAUUGCAGUAUCAACUAGGCCUCAGUUACUUUUCAGUUUGCCUAAACUGAGCCCAUCUCAACAUUUGGCAAUCCUAACCAAGCAACUACUUCACUGUAUGGCCUGCAACCAAUUUCUACAAUUCAAAGGAUCCAUGCUUGCUCUGGCCAUGGUUAGUUUGGAAAUGGAGAAACUCAUUCCUGAUUGGCUUCCUCUUACAAUUGAACUGCUUCAAAAAGCACAGAUGGAUAGCUCCCAGUUGAUCCACUGUCGGGAGCUUGUGGCACAUCACCUUUCUACUCUGCAGUCUUCCUUGCCUCUAAAUUCCGUUUAUGUCUACCGUCCCCUCAAGCACACCCUGGUGAACUGUGACAAAGGAGCGUACAGAUUACAUCCCUCCUCUGUCCCAGGCCCAGAUUUCUCCAAGGACAACAGCAAACCAGAAGUGCCAGUCAGAGGUACAGCAGCCUUCUAUCAUCAUCUCCCAGCUGCCAGUGGGUGCAAGCAUGCCUCUGCCAAACGCAAAGUAGAGGAAAUGGAAGUGGAUGACUUCUAUGAUGGAAUCAAACGGCUCUAUAAUGAAGAUAAUGCUUCAGAAAAUGUGGGGUCUGUGUGUGGCACUGAUUUGUCAAGGCAGGAGGGACAUGCUUCCCCUUGUCCUCCUCUGCAGCCUGUGUCUGUCAUGUAGCUUCAGGUGUUACCUUUAAGUGCAAGCUGAGGUCUACUACUCUGGGAGCAGGAACAUGGAAGACCAGGGAAGGUAUAUACUGAGUCAGGCUGAUUUGAAGUGAGCCAGAAAAGAAACAAAACCAUUUAUUAGUGUGGCUAAUUAUAAUUCAACAUUAUUUAAGCACUUAAAGACCAAAUAAAAGUAUAAAAUUCAAAAGAUCCAACAAUUUUAAGUAAAAAAUUUCUUUGUAGUAUUUGUCAGUUCUGCCAUUUACUCUGCUAAAAUGUAAUGUAGGCUCCCCAUGUUAAAAAUUCACAUUCAGUGUUGUGUUUUUUUAAGUCCCAAAAUUCAUAGCUAGCAAACCCUGUCCCAUGUCCUGACUUAAUUUUUCUCUUGCUUUUGCUUGCUUUGUUAUUGAAUACUUAAUGAAUUUUAUGCAUGUUGAUCUAUAUAGCCUGACUUCCACUGAUUAGGAAACCCUCAAAAUUAUUUUUUUAGCAAUUCAGUGAACAGAUUAUUUCAGAUUGACAGCCAUAUUUAAUCCAUGAUUCAAAUUCAAAUUAAUCUGAAAAGGUACUUCAAAAUUGCCCCAAAUGAAUCAGAGAUGAUAAUAGAAAAAGGACUCACAUUGCCACAUUGAUUUUUGUGUUUGUCUCAUUUCAGUUUCUAGGAUUUGGAAAAAAAAAUUAUUUUUAUUUUUGAUGAUCUUAAACUGAAACUUAAAAGUGUCAUAUAAUUAGGAUACUUUUAGAUUUGCAAAAGCAUUUUUGACAUUUGGAUAAGAAAUUUGUGAUAAAUAUGUUGAGGUACUUAUCAAAGAAACGUAACAACUAAAAUUUAGAUUUUAUUUUUUUGUAAUUUAUCAGCUCCUUUUCACUCUAUAAUCAGUAGGAGAGACUGUCGUGAUGUUGGGGCAGCUCUAUGAUUGGGUCUGUGACAUGUAAUAACUGAAUUUAGUUCCCUAGUUUUAUGUUAAGCUAUUAGGAUUUUCUGGAUAAAAGUUAUUCUCUGCCUCCCAAGCCUACCUAUAUUUCUCUUAGUGACUCCUGUAAUCUGAGCUCCCUGUGCAGUCUGAAGAAGGUAUUGCAGCCAGAACCAGCCAUGUACUGAUGAUGAUAAAAGCC